Messenger RNA from Symbiodinium sp. CCMP2456, 498 nucleotides. The record is from the annotation of a GenBank genome assembly. Lineage: Eukaryota; Dinophyceae; Suessiales; Symbiodiniaceae.
AUGUCGGUGGUGGUACCCGUCUUCAAGCAGGGCCUCUGGCAAAUACCCCACUUGCCGGAGGAAGCGCCAGCAGAACUGCAAGGUCAUCUCACUCCAGAAGAUUACCAGUAUGUGAAGGGCGAGUUAGAGCAGCUGGUACAAGGAGGUGCCCGGGCUCGCCGCUCCUCCCUGACCAGAGGCAUCGCCUUCGGUUCGGUGUUCUUGUCGACCUUUGCGGUAUUUAUGGUCAUCGGCUUCCUUCAAACUGGCUUGAAUGGAUUGCUGUGGUUCGGGCUUGCGGCGCUCUUCGGCUUCACCGGCGUUCCUUUCGCCUACGGUGCCCUCUAUGCUGCAACCUUGCCUUUGAGCAGGUCACGAGGGCCCUUCGAGUAUGACUUUGGGGGUGUCCACAGUCGCUAUCCGAGCAUUCAGUGGCAGUGCGUCGAAUGCCUGGAUGAGGAGAGCAAGGCAAGAGUGACGGUCUUCCAAGCAACCUUCGUGGAUGCAGCUGAUCCGUGA